CCGGAAUUCAAUGACGGUUGACGUGGUCCAAGAAGUUUCCUACAAGCUCUCUUAGAAGAAACUUGAUCAGUACUUAAUGAUUCGAGAAUGCAUUUUGUACUAAUUUACAUAGACCUCUCUGACAAGUUUUUCACACAUCCAGAUACUUACUUGUGUACAAACGUGAUCAAUUGCUACAGAUCAAGGAGGCUUCUUGACCGAAUUCUGCUUCAAUUCUGUUCCCAACCAUUUGGAACACUUGUAGACCAGCCUAGAGAUGUUUUGUCGCGCCUCAUUCAAAUCUCUCAAAACAUUGUUCACGAUUAGAUGUAACGCGAUGUCUUCAUCUCACAAGUCUUGGAAUUCAAUAUAUGAAUUCACUGUUAAGGAUAUCAAUGGUGUGGAUGUCUCCUUAGAGAAAUACCGUGGUCACGUUUGUCUAAUUGUUAAUGUCGCUUGUAAGUGAGGCGCAACGGACAAGAACUAUCGCCAACUCCAGGAGAUGCACACUCGACUGGUUGGCAAAGGCCUCUGUAUAUUAGCAUUCCCCUGCAAUCAAUUCGGUGGACAGGAACCCUGGACAGAAGCGGAGAUUAAGAAGUUCGUGACUGAGAAGUACGGCGUCCAAUUCGAUAUGUUUUCUAAGAUAAAAGUCAAUGGGUCUGACGCUGAUGAUCUUUAUAAAUUCCUCAAAAGUAGACUACAUGGUACCCUAACAAAUGAUAUUAAGUGGAACUUUUCAAAAUUUCUUGUAGAUCGUCAAGGCCAACCGGUUAAAAGAUAUUCUCCUACAACUGCCCCAUAUGUGAGUUGUUGAAUUUGCAAUAUUUUGAUUUUAUUAUCAGUUCCGACUGUCUAAAUAGAUAGAAGUAACUUAAGAUAAAUUAGAAAAAUCAGAAAUCUAUCCUAUACACCUAGAUUUUUUGCUGAGUUAUUGAAAUAUUUUGUCGUGCUAUUCCUUAAGUAUGUAACUUGUGGUCACUUAAUCGAUGCGUUAACUUCCGUCUAAUGAUAUGUAGACGUAAAACUUGGUUCAUAAACAAAUCACUCAAGGUCACCAUGUAAUGUACAUCACAAGAAAUCAGUGUUGAAACACGUUCAAACAAACACUAGUAACGUAUACUAACAUCAGAAAUUGAGGAGCAAAAUCUUCACAAUUGAAAAUUAGUUAUUGCCUCCGCUUGGUUGAUCGCAAACAAUGUCGUUAGGCCACGUGACGUAACUUAUAGUCUCUGUGUUUUUGAUGUUGUUAUUAAGAAAGUUUACUGAUCUGAACAUUUAGCCGGAUAUUGAAGGAGAUAUCAUGGAGCUUUUGGAGAAGAAGUGAUCAAUGGAACUUUUGAGCUUUGAACAAAUUCUCGCUGUAUGACGAUGGCAAUCUCAAAUGUUCAUUGGUUGCCAUUUGAUGAAAUCAGUUUUGUGUGCACCUGAUUGCAGAAUUUUGUUUACCUUGCUCAUUUUUUUCAUUGAAACCACUUCUCAGAAUAAAUGUGUUAUCUAUAAUUGAAUGACUUGUACUUCACUGGACUUGCUUAGGAGUUAACUGAAAUACUUCUCAUCGUGAUUACCAACCAAUUUAAUUUCAGAAGUGAACACUA
Messenger RNA from Schistosoma rodhaini, 1577 nucleotides. NCBI's taxonomy places the organism in Eukaryota, Metazoa, Platyhelminthes, Trematoda, Strigeidida, Schistosomatidae. The record is from the annotation of a GenBank genome assembly.